Molecule: messenger RNA, 805 nt
Organism: Aedes aegypti (yellow fever mosquito)
Lineage: Eukaryota; Metazoa; Arthropoda; Insecta; Diptera; Culicidae
Exons: 3
Coding region: 49-789 (246 amino acids)
Molecular function (GO): N-acetyltransferase activity
Source: RefSeq, a predicted model, not a curated record
AGAAAUAAAACACUUACUUAGUUUCAAUCCAAAAGUUCUCUCGACGAGAUGCCUUGGAAACGCCCAUCUUCGGUUCCGUAUCCGAAGGUUUGGUAUCGAUUCUACUCGCGAGAUGUUGCAGGAUCUGGACCCAGUGAUCAUCUAGUGGAGUAUCGUGUGGAAGAUUUAGCUGAUGAUCGUUUCGAGGAUGCAAUCCGACACUAUACCGAGAACUUUGCUGCCGAUGAACCACUUGCUGCGAAUAGAGGAAUUAUCAACGAUCCGGAUGCUCUGACGGAUCAACACGACUUCUGGCGAUGGUGCUUCGAUCAGAAGAUGACCCUCGUGUGCUACAAGGAAGGAUCGGAUGAGAUCAUCGGUACCAAUUUGCUGCUAGUGAAAUCAAUUAACGACGCUAAGAAAACUAUUACGGUUCGUAGUCAGUCUACCCGAGAUAUCAUAGAAAUCCACGAAUACAUGAUGACCGUGCGAUUCAACGUCUUCGAACGCCUUCACGUGGAUCGAUAUCUUACGGCUGUUGGGUUGGCCAUCAAUCGUCGCUACCGAGGGCUUGGAAUUGCAACGGGAAUGCUGCGCGCCAGGAUUCCGAUGUGCCAAGAAUUCCAGAUACCUGUGACCGUUACCGACUUUACCGCUCAAGGGUCGCAACGUGCUGCCGAAAAGGCCGGUUUCCAGGUCGAAGGGGAAGUUACGUAUGAUGAGCUUGCCAAGGUAAGGCCUAACUUUGCUUAUCGUGGAAUAAAAGACAAAAGUCUUAAGAUGAUGAGUCUAUGGGUGAAUCUCCAAUAAAUCAAUCUCUUCCAAA